Messenger RNA from Canis lupus familiaris (dog), 2789 nucleotides. RefSeq names its product dynamin 1 (gene DNM1). Gene Ontology annotation, cellular component: membrane; microtubule; cytoplasm. NCBI's taxonomy places the organism in Eukaryota, Metazoa, Chordata, Mammalia, Carnivora, Canidae. Gene Ontology annotation, molecular function: GTPase activity; microtubule binding; GTP binding. The record is from RefSeq and is marked provisional.
GGGGGCCGCGCGCAGGCACUCGGAGCGCGCGGCUGCAGCAGAGGAGCCGGAGCCGGGAACCGGAGCCGGGAGCCGGAGCCGCGGCCGGAUCGCAGCCCGCGGGGCCCGCCGCAGCCAUGGGCAACCGCGGCAUGGAGGAUCUCAUCCCGCUAGUCAACCGGCUGCAGGACGCCUUCUCCGCUAUCGGCCAGAACGCGGACCUCGACCUACCGCAGAUCGCGGUGGUGGGCGGCCAGAGCGCCGGCAAGAGCUCGGUGCUCGAGAAUUUCGUAGGCAGGGACUUCCUGCCCCGAGGGUCAGGCAUUGUCACCCGACGGCCCCUGGUCCUGCAGCUGGUCAAUGCCACCACAGAAUAUGCCGAAUUCCUGCACUGCAAGGGGAAGAAAUUCACUGACUUCGAGGAGGUACGCCUGGAGAUCGAGGCUGAGACCGACCGGGUCACUGGCACCAACAAGGGCAUCUCGCCGGUGCCCAUCAACCUCCGCGUCUACUCGCCUCAGGUCCUGAAUCUGACACUGGUGGACCUACCCGGAAUGACCAAGGUCCCAGUGGGGGACCAACCUCCUGACAUCGAGUUCCAGAUCCGGGACAUGCUUAUGCAGUUCGUCACCAAAGAGAACUGCCUCAUCCUGGCUGUGUCCCCCGCCAACUCCGACCUGGCCAACUCUGAUGCUCUCAAGGUUGCCAAGGAGGUGGACCCCCAGGGUCAGCGCACCAUUGGGGUCAUCACCAAGCUAGAUCUGAUGGACGAGGGCACAGAUGCCCGAGAUGUGCUAGAGAAUAAGCUCCUUCCCCUGCGCAGAGGCUACAUAGGGGUGGUAAACCGAAGCCAGAAGGACAUUGAUGGCAAGAAGGACAUCUCAGCUGCCUUGGCCGCUGAACGCAAGUUCUUUCUCUCCCACCCAUCCUACCGCCACUUGGCGGACCGCAUGGGCACACCCUACCUACAGAAGGUCCUCAACCAGCAACUGACCAACCACAUCCGGGACACACUGCCGGGGCUCCGGAACAGGCUGCAGAGCCAGCUACUGUCCAUUGAGAAGGAGGUGGAGGAGUACAAGAACUUCCGACCUGAUGACCCAGCACGCAAGACCAAGGCCCUGCUGCAGAUGGUCCAGCAGUUUGCUGUGGACUUUGAGAAGCGCAUUGAGGGCUCCGGGGACCAGAUUGACACCUAUGAACUGUCAGGGGGAGCCCGCAUCAACCGGAUCUUCCAUGAGCGCUUCCCCUUUGAGCUAGUCAAGAUGGAGUUUGAUGAGAAGGAGCUCCGGAGAGAGAUCAGCUACGCCAUCAAGAACAUCCAUGGCAUUAGAACGGGGCUCUUUACCCCAGACAUGGCUUUUGAGACCAUUGUGAAAAAGCAGGUGAAGAAGAUCCGAGAACCGUGUCUCAAGUGUGUGGACAUGGUUAUCUCGGAACUAAUCAGCACGGUUAGACAGUGCACCAAGAAGCUGCAGCAGUACCCCCGGCUGCGGGAGGAGAUGGAGCGCAUCGUGACCACCCACAUCCGGGAGCGUGAGGGUCGCACCAAGGAGCAGGUUAUGCUCCUCAUCGAUAUUGAGCUGGCGUACAUGAAUACCAAUCAUGAGGACUUCAUAGGCUUUGCCAAUGCUCAGCAGAGGAGCAACCAGAUGAACAAGAAGAAGGCUUCAGGGAACCAGGAUGAGAUUCUGGUCAUCCGGAAGGGCUGGCUGACCAUCAACAAUAUUGGCAUCAUGAAGGGGGGCUCCAAGGAGUACUGGUUUGUCCUGACCGCUGAGAAUCUGUCCUGGUACAAGGAUGACGAGGAGAAAGAGAAGAAAUACAUGCUCUCCGUGGACAAUCUGAAGCUACGGGACGUGGAGAAAGGUUUCAUGUCAAGCAAGCACAUCUUUGCCCUCUUUAACACUGAGCAGAGGAAUGUCUACAAGGAUUAUCGGCAGCUGGAACUGGCCUGUGAGACACAAGAGGAGGUGGAUAGCUGGAAGGCCUCUUUCCUGCGGGCUGGCGUAUAUCCUGAACGCGUUGGGGACAAGGAGAAAGCCAGCGAAACAGAGGAGAAUGGCUCAGACAGCUUCAUGCACUCCAUGGACCCACAGCUAGAGCGGCAGGUGGAGACCAUCCGGAACCUGGUAGACUCAUACAUGGCCAUCGUGAACAAGACCGUGCGUGACCUCAUGCCGAAGACCAUCAUGCACCUCAUGAUCAACAAUACGAAGGAAUUCAUCUUCUCGGAGCUGCUCGCCAACCUGUACUCGUGCGGGGACCAGAACACACUGAUGGAGGAGUCGGCGGAGCAGGCGCAACGGCGCGACGAGAUGCUGCGCAUGUACCACGCACUGAAGGAGGCGCUCAGCAUCAUCGGCGAUAUCAACACGACCACCGUCAGCACGCCCAUGCCCCCGCCCGUGGACGACUCCUGGCUGCAGGUGCAGAGCGUACCGGCCGGACGCAGGUCACCCACGUCCAGCCCCACGCCGCAGCGCCGAGCCCCCGCCGUGCCCCCAGCCCGGCCCGGGUCGCGGGGCCCUGCUCCUGGGCCUCCGCCUGCUGGGUCCGCCCUGGGGGGGGCGCCCCCCGUGCCCUCCAGGCCGGGGGCUUCCCCUGACCCCUUCGGUCCUCCCCCCCAGGUGCCCUCGCGCCCCAACCGCGCCCCGCCCGGGGUCCCCAGCCGAUCGGGUCAGGCAAGUCCGUCCCGUCCUGAGAGCCCCAGGCCCCCCUUCGACCUCUAACCAGAUCCCUCUAUUCCUCGGAGACCUCCCUUUCCAAGCCUGCCUGGACGGCUGUUCUGUGACUUGACAGUGGCUCCC